Messenger RNA from Acipenser ruthenus (sterlet), 3206 nucleotides. Its product is annotated as homeobox protein NOBOX-like. The record is from RefSeq and is a predicted model, not a curated record. Gene Ontology annotation, molecular function: DNA-binding transcription factor activity, RNA polymerase II-specific; RNA polymerase II cis-regulatory region sequence-specific DNA binding. Gene Ontology annotation, biological process: regulation of transcription by RNA polymerase II. The coding region runs from base 441 to 2711 and encodes 756 amino acids. Lineage: Eukaryota; Metazoa; Chordata; Actinopteri; Acipenseriformes; Acipenseridae. The transcript is spliced from 9 exons.
AUGUAAGUUAUAUGUCAAAUUACAGCUGGAAAGUGUACCGCAUGUCCGUGAGUACAUGAUGACUGGUGGAUAGUCGCUUUCCUUCAAUUUCAGUCAGGUGCCGCAGUUCUGAGCAGCGCUUAACACAGGUGUGCUCCAAUUGGAUGGAACCAUUAGACGUGCAAAAAACACCGCGAAUUAUAAUUCUUUUUAAAGCACAUUCUUUGAAAUUAAACACACACAUGACCAAUUCGCUUCGCAUGCUUGUCCCAGAUCUAUAGCAAAACCAAAGCCUCGUUAUUUUUGUAAUUAACUAAUUAAUUGCGUUCAAUUUCCCCGCUCCCCCUCCUUUCUGAAAUGGUCCUUUCCGCUUUCUGGGGAGAGGUGUAUUUCCACUAGGACACUAAAUGAAAAGAAAUCAGAAAAAGCAAAGUGAUAACAAGAAUUAAAAGGUUUGUGAAAUGGAUUCGUGUGACCCUGAAAAAAAUGGACAAGAACAAGACCCUGGUAACGACUUCGGCCGGAGAGAGCUGCUCUGCAAUGAGCUGGUGAGCGAGACAGAGAGUGGACGAGGGGGGAGUGAGGGGCCGGGGUCUUCCAGUGAGGAACGAGAGGAGGAAGAGAUGGAGGAGGAGGAGGAAGAAGAAGAAGAAGAAAGAGGAGCGCCAGAGACCCAGGAGACCUCUCCCCAGCCUGGCUAUCGCACUGUCCUGAUCAACAGCGUGUCUGUGGAGGGGGUGACAGAGGGCCGUGCCAUUGACUCCGAGGAGGACAGUUUCUGCGUGCUGCAGGUGGAGGAGCAGCCCACCCCUCGGGAGAGCACCCCUUUCCUGACAUCGGAGACCAUACCCUCUGAGUGCCAAGUCAACUUCGUGACUGUCUGCGGGCGUGUGCCGGGGUUCUUUGAGAGGAACGAGCCCUCGGCGGAAGACUUUGUCCAGCUGCCUGCCUCCUACUGCCCCCAGGCCUCUGUGGGGAUCUACCACGAAGAGGAGCCAGAGCAGAGGGGGGUGCAGGGAGCCAAGAGGUCCUACCAAGCCCUGGGGGACAGCGAUCAUGAGCCCGGGGACCUCAAGCUGGGCACCCAGGCCUCCUCCUCCUCCCCCCAGGGCGAUGGCCCCCUCAUGCUGCCUUCCAAAGUGCUCAGCCUGGCCGAGUUCCAGCCUGUGGACCUCAAAAUCAACCCUGCCUACGCCACCCGCCGCCACACCCGCUACGCCAGCCAGGCCAAGGGGGCGUACCCCCACUACCGGAGCCUGAGCGAGUCCCUGACACCGGAUGAAUUGGGGGACAGCAUUGCCAUGCCACCCCUGCCCAAGAAGAAGACCAGGACCCUUUAUAACACUGACCAGCUGGAGGAGUUGGAGAGGAUGUUUCAAGAGGAUCACUAUCCAGACGGGGAGAAGCGCAAAGAGAUCGCCGCUGCCAUCGGGGUCACCCCACAGAGGAUCAUGGUCUGGUUUCAGAACCGGCGAGCGAAGUGGCGGAAGAUUGACAAGACCACCCAGAAGCAGGAUAAGAAGUACACUGGCAGAGGCGCGGCGUCCACCCUGCCCACCACAGCCAUGCAGGCGCCCCAGGUCUCCGGACACAUCCAGCUGACCGCCGCACCCCCUGGAGGCGGGUUUCAGAUGCACAAUCAGCCCAUCAUGCCCCGGUUGGCAGUGCAGCAGAACCAGAACCAGAUCCACUUCACCAGCAUGCUGGGCAGCCCCUCCAAUCCCACCAGCCUGGCGGUGGCAGCGGAGAUGGGGCUGCAGCUGGAGUACCUGCCUGCGAUCCCCAGCCCUCCCCCCCUGCGCAGGGCCAGCCUGCCCCUCAGCGCCUCCUUCAACCCCUCCAACCACCUGGUGCCCCUGACCCUGGACACACCCGAGAGCGGGCAGGAGGGGCACGGCAGGGAGGGGCUGAACUACAGCCUGCAGAGCGAUGGAACCACUGGGUCCAACCCCUCUCCCCUGUGUGAUUACAGCGAGCACCUCAGGACCUCCCUCAAGGUGGAGCCCCCCCCCCAGCACUAUCUCCACGGCAACCAGAGCGCGGGUGGCCUGGCCUCAUUCCAGCUCGGCCAGUUUGCACAGCAGCACGGCAGCCUGCUGGUGACUCACAGCCUGAACGAGGGGCAGCUCCCACAGUACCAGCGCCUCCCCUUUAUCAACACCACCUACCCGACCAGCGCCAGCCUGGCCCCCACCCCUCCCGUCGACGCCAACCCCUCCUACCUGACCUACGGAGCCAACCCGGGGGUCAUGACCUACAGCACGGGGGCCGGCCACGGCUACUACCAGGGCCAGGGGGGCAACCAGAUCCUGCUGCAGCCAGGCGUGCACGGUGGGUGGGAGACGGGCUUGCGAGGUGGGAUGACAGCUUUCCAGGCCUUUCCCUGGAGUGACAUGUACAGCCAAGCCGGACAGUUUGCCCCGUCGCUCUAUCAGAGAACAACGCAGUUCCAGGGCCUGACCCGUUGCCCUGGCGACCAGGGCCUGUACCAGCAGGCCCCAAACCUGGGGCCAGCCCAGCACUACAUCCAGGUCCAGAGGCCCGGUGGUGGGUCAGUGCAAAAUUUCUACCAGGGUGCCCAGAGGAUAGUCCCGGCCCAGAGCAUGUACCAACCUCCCAGGCCCACCCAGAGCGAGUUCCAAACUGCAGAGCGCUCGGAGUGCCAGGGUGAGCCCGCAGGGAAGAAGGACCAAGACUCCAACAACAAUUUUAACCCGGAGAUGGACACAUAAAUGCUGUUUCUGUUUCCCUGGGGUCACAAGACUGCUCAGCACCUGCUGUAUUCCAGACCAGAGACCCGGAAAGACUGAGGCAGGACACCGAGAGCAUGAUCUGUGAACUUGCUGUGUUGACACUUUCUGAAAUUCACAAACGGAAAUCCUGUUUGAACCCCGUGCAGCACAGAGCUCAAUAUAGCCAGUGCAAUUUAUUUUCAAAUUCAAAUUCAAAGAACAAGUUCACACCCCUGACCUACACUGCCACCUUUUUGUAUUUUUAUGCAUAUAUAAUAUAUAGCAGUCUGCCUCAGGACACCCUUUUUUGUCUAUUUCUGGAUGGUUUUGUGUUUUUUUUAAGUUUAUUUGCAUGUGUUUGCUGGCAGCCAUGUGUUCUGUGGGAGGGCAGCUCUGUUGACGUGCCUUUCCCAGACACAUGACUGAGCUAUUUUUGAAGAUAACUAAGAAUUGUCAGGUUAACAUAAGUUUAUUAAAUAGUAUAUAUUUUUACCA